This is a messenger RNA of Lactuca virosa, 3057 nucleotides long. The record is from the annotation of a GenBank genome assembly. Lineage: Eukaryota; Viridiplantae; Streptophyta; Magnoliopsida; Asterales; Asteraceae.
AUGGCUGAUCGUAACUUGGCCGUUGUGAAGCCAAUAUGGAUGAAGCAAGCAGAAGAGGCAAAAAUAAAGAGCGAAGCUGAGAAAGAUGCGGCGGCUAAAGCUGCCUUCGAGGCUACCUUCAAGGACGUUGAGAAGAAUCGAGAGCCUGCUCCUUUAUCAGAUAGUGAUGGCGAUGAAGAAGAAGACUUGACUAACAAGCCUAUAGGCCCUGUGGACCCCACCAAGUGCACGGCCGCUGGGACUGGUGUUGCUGGCGGAACUGCUUGUGCACCUUCUUCAUUUGUGGUGGUUACAAAGGAUUCAGAUGGUCGGAAAGUUCCCCAUGGUGGAGCCCAGGUGAAGGUGAAGGUGUCUCCAGGAGUUGGUGUUGGAGGGUCCGAACAAGAAGGGAUUGUCAAAGAUAUGGGUGAUGGGACCUAUACAGUUACCUAUGUGGUUCCUAAAAGAGGAAACUACAUGCUGGAUGUUGAGUGUGAUGGGAAGUCUAUCAUGGGUAGUCCAUUUCCAGUUUUCUUUAGCGCAGGUUCUGUUUCAGGGGCAUUUCCAGGACUUCUUGGAAUGAUUCCUGGGAUUGUUCCGAGUUCAUCAGGUGGGGUUGUUUUGGCUGGAAUUGGAGCAUCACUUGGGGAAAUUUGCAGAGAGUAUCUGAGUGGGCGUUGUGUUAAAACUGAUUGCAAGUUGGGUCACCCUCCACACAAUCUGCUGAUGACUGCUUUGGCUUCUACAAGCACCAUGGGAACACUUAGUCAAGCACCAAUGGCACCAUCUGCAGCUGCAAUGGCAGCUGCACAGGCUAUUGUUGCUGCUCAAGCGCUUCAAGCACAUGCUUCAAGUGCACAAGCGCACGCUUCUAGAGAAACUACUGUAGCAGAAGAUAAGGCAGCAAAAGCCGAUUCUUUAAAGAAAACACUCCAAGUUAGUAACCUCAGCCCACUACUCACUGCAGAACAACUAAAACAGUUUUUUAGUUUUUGUGGCACAGUUAUUGACUGUAGUAUCACAGAAUCUAAGCAUUUUGCAUACAUAGAAUAUUCAAAACCUGAAGAAGCAACAGCUGCACUUGCAUUAAAUAACAUGGAUGUUUUAGGGCGCCCAAUGAAUGUUGAAAUGGCAAAAUCACUUCCCUCAAAGCCUGCAGUUUCUUCAUCUUCUUUGCCAAUGGUGAUGCAGCAAGCUGUUGCUAUGCAACAAAUGCAAUUUCAACAGGCUCUUUUGAUGCAACAAACUAUGAAUGCACAACAAGCAGCUAAUCGAGCAGCAACUAUGAAGAGUGCAACUGAAUUGGCUGCUGCUAGAGCUGCUGAAAUUAGUAUGAAGUUGAAAGCUGAAGGGAUAAUUGGAAAUGAAGAUGAAUCAGUUAAAAAUCCAAGGUCACCUUCUCCAGUCCCCACAAGGUCAAGGUCAAAGUCAAAGUCUCCUGUGAUAUACCAAAGAAGACGUAGGUCCCGCUCCUUUUCACCUCCACAUCGCCGCAUAAGAGGUUACAGAUCCAGGUCACCAAUAAGGUCCCGCCACUACUCAACUUAUGAAUAUGACAGGCGGACAUUUAGGGGUGGUAAUGACCGCUACAGGAGACGAGAAUACAACAACAGCCGCCAUUCUUGGAGAAAUAGAAGCAGAAGUUUAAGUCCGCGUGGCAGAAAAUCUUCAGAAUCCCCAAAACGCCCUCGCAAAAGCCCGAAGAAAUCUUCACGUGAUGAGCAAAGUAAGGAAAAACACAGAAGGCAGUCUAGGUCUACGUCUAGGUCCAAGUCCAGGUCCAGGUCAGCAUCUUUGGAGGUCAAACCUCGGUCAAAUGAGAAGAUGGUUGAUAGGAGGCGGUCCAAGUCCAGGUCAGCAUCUUUAGAGGUCAAACAUCGGUCAAACGAUAAGAUUGAUGAUAUUAAGGAGGAAAAGUCAAAAGGGCGCGAUGGGAGACGGUCCAGGUCAGCAUCUUUGGAAGUCAAAGAUCGGUCAAACGAUAAGAUUGAUGAUGUUAAGGAUGAAAAGUCAAAAGGGCGUGAUGGGAGACGGUCAAGGUCCAGGUCAGCAUCUUUGGAAGUUAAACAUCGGUCAGAUGAGAAGGUGGAAAGGUCAAAAGGGCGUGAUAAGAGGCGGUCAAGGUCCAGGUCAGCAUCUCUGGAAGUUAAACCUAGGUCAAACGAUAAAAUGGAUGAUAGGAAGGAGAAAAGGUCAAAAGGACGUGAUAAAAGGCGGUCAAGGUCCAGGUCAGCAUCUUUGGAAGUCAAACCUCGGUCAAACAAUAAAAUGGAGGAAAGAUUAAAAGGGCGUGAUAGGAAGCGGUCCAGGUCAGCAUCUUUGGAAGUCAAACAUCGGUCAAACGAUAAGGUUAAUGAUAGUAAGGAAGAAAAGUCAAAAGGGCGUGAUAGAAGGCGGUCAAAGUCCAGGUCAGCAUCUGUGGAUGUCAAACAUGAUAUUAAGGAGGAAAGAUCAAAAGGGCGGGGUAGGAGGCGAUCCAGGUCCAGGUCAGCAUCUUUAGAAGUCAAACAUCGGUCAAACGAUAAGGUUAAUGAGAAUAGGGAGGUAAGGUCAAAACACAGGAGGCGGUCAAGGUCCAGGUCAACAUCCGUGGAGGUCAAACAUCGGUCAAACGAUAAGAUAGAUGACAGUAAAGAGGAAAGAUCAAAACGCCAUGAAAGGAGGCGUUCCAGGUCAGCAUCUGUAGAAGUCAAACAUCGGUCAAACAAUCGGGAGGAAAAGUCAAAACGUCAUGAUAGGGGAAGGUCAAGAUCUUUAGAGGGUAAACACCGUUCGAGUGAAGGCAGUCCAGGUCAGCAUCUCCGGAUGUCAAGCGCCAUCGUUCGGAUGAACAAAGAUCAAAACACAGAAGACGGUCAAAGUCAAAGGUCAAGGUCAAAGUCAAAGUCAGCAGAAGAUAACCGAUUGAACAAUGUGGAUCAUGAGGGGGGAGGGAGCGAUUGGGCGGGUGAGGGGACACCGGAGCGUUAUAGGGAGUCGGAUAUUUUAAUAAAGGAUGAUGGGAUUUGUGGUGGAAGUGGGGAGGAGUAUAAUUAUAAUGAUGACGUGGCAGCUGAGGAGGAAGUCAGAAUGUUUUGA